UUGGGAGCGGCGGCCCCGCCAUGUUGUGGGCGGUCUGUGCGCGCCGCCAUGGCGGUGGCUCCGGCUGGCGGGAUGGUGCCGGUGUUCCCGGGGCUCUACGUGGGCGGCGCGGAGUCGUGUUCGUCCCCGGAGGCGCUGGCUGCGGCGGGGGUGGUGGCGGUGCUGACGGUGGACGCCGAGGAGCCGCCGGCGGUGCCGGGGGUGCGGGCCAUGCACGUCCGGGCGCGGGACGAGCCCGGCGCCGACCUGCUGAGCCGCCUGGAUGAGUGCGCGGCCUUCCUCGGCGCGGCGCGGGCGGGCGGCGGCGCGGCCCUCGUCCGCUGCCAGGCCGGGCUGAGCCGCAGCGUGGCCGUGGCCGCCGCCUACCUCAUGAAGACGGAGGGGCUCGGCUGGGAGGAGGCCUACGCCGCCGUCCGCGCCGCCAAGCCCGACGCCGAGGUGAACCCCGGCUUCCAGGCGCAGCUGAAGCUCUACGAGGCGAUGGGCUGCGCCGUGGACCGCAGCAGCGCGCUGUACAGGCGGUACCGGCUGCGGAGCCUCGCGGAGCGCGACCCCGAACUUCAAGACUUGCCCCGAGAAGUCUUUGCUGUUGAUCCAACCAUUCUGUGUCAAACUCCAAACACAGAGGUUCUCUACAGGUGCAGGAAAUGCAGGCGCGCUCUGUUCCGUAGUUCCAGCAUUUUGUCCCACACGGAAGGAAGCGGACCAGCAGCCUUUGCCCACAAGAGGGUAACGGACUCAGCGCAGCUUUGUGUCGAUGGCCGUGACAAGUGUACUUCUUACUUCAUUGAGCCCGUGCAGUGGAUGGAGCCAGCGCUGCUCGGAGUAAUGGAAGGACAGCCUCCCUUCGCCAGCGCAGCUGCCUGCUACCCGCCAGGGCUGAGCAGCCAUGCCGGUUCAGCCUUCUUGCCUGUUCUUCAGCCCAUUUCCCUUCUGUGAAGCGUUACAGUGUAGGUUGCCACCAUUUAAUGUACCACCAUGUAAGUACAUUUUAAAUAGACCUACAUCUGCGUGUGCCUUAGACCGGGUCAUCUCCUUUUCUUGCAGCUCCUGUGUCCCAAGUGCACGUCGAAGCUGGGCUCCUUCAGCUGGCAGGGCGAGCAGUGUUCCUGCGGCCGCUGGGUGACGCCUGCCUUCCAGAUCCACAAAAGUCGAGUGGAUGAAGUGAAGUCGCUUGCCAGUCGGUAACU
Molecule: messenger RNA, 1190 nt
Organism: Falco peregrinus (peregrine falcon)
Lineage: Eukaryota; Metazoa; Chordata; Aves; Falconiformes; Falconidae
Gene: DUSP12
Product: dual specificity phosphatase 12
Exons: 6
Coding region: 49-939 (296 amino acids)
Biological process (GO): protein dephosphorylation
Cellular component (GO): nucleus
Molecular function (GO): protein tyrosine/serine/threonine phosphatase activity
Source: RefSeq, a predicted model, not a curated record